GCAAUAAAAUCCAAAAAGAGUAUAUCACCCAAUAAUCAUGGACCCAUCAUAACUUGUUUUGCAACCACCAGCUUUGGUUCUUCCGUCCUACCCUUUUCCUUAUAUUUUGCUCUACUUUCCCUCACCUUUACACAACCGCCACUCCCCCAAUGGCCUCCUCCUCCGCCGCCGCUGCCGACGGCGUCCUCCCGGAGCGACGAACUUACUGGUGCGACGAAUGCGAUAUGAGCGUUGCGAUCCUUUCUUCAUCCUCAGAUCCUUCGCCUCUAAUCUGCCCCCAGUGCCGCGUCGAAUUUCUCCAAGGUAUGGAUGAUUGUAGCUUUUUUGAUGUUAGCGUCGGUGAUUUCGAUGACGAUGAUGAAGAGGAGGAGGAGGAUUGGUGUUUGGUGGAUCCUGCGGUUAACUCCGACGAUAAUUUCCUCCUCGAUAGCCCUUACCUUCAACGUCUCCUCCGCCAUCUCGCCUCCGAGAGUUCCGGAUCCUCUUCUUCUUCAUCUAAGUCUCCAGAUAUCGAUUCGAUCCCCACCGUUCAGAUCUCGUCCUCCAUGCUCUGCUCCGGCGAUGAUUCCGAUUCCUGCAUGCUCUGCGCCGUUUGCAAGGAGGAGUUCGAGGUCGGAGAAUCCGCUCGACGGUUGCCGUGCACACAUCUGUACCACUCGGAUUGCAUCAUCCCGUGGUUGUCGGAUCACAAUUCGUGUCCGCUUUGCCGAUUUGAGCUUCCCGUCGCGGCGAGUGUCGGCCGGGAGGCGGAGAGGAGGAUCCGGCUGUCGGAUCUGGUAGCGAUGGAAGGUGAUGAGGUGGAGGACGGCGGCGGUGACGGCGACGGCGACGGCGACGAUUGGUCGGGAAUCGGUGGGGCUCUGAGGCGAAUCGCGCGGCGGCACCAGCAGCGGCGGCGGAGAUUGGGGAUGGGAACGGUGGAGCGAGAGAUCUCGCUUACGGUCUCGGGGCUGAGAGUUGAUGGGAUAAGGGAAGAGAACAGCGACACCAUUAUCGGAACGAUUUAAGCUUCCAUUGCUGCUGAAAAAUCAAGAGUUUUUGCUUCUGUGUUUUAUUUUUCUCUUCGGCUUUCCAUUGAUCCUUUAGCUCAAGUGUCAAUGAAAGGAUUUGAUUUCUACGUUUGAUUCCGAUGUACGGACUAAUAAAAAUCAUUACACUCUAUAAACCGUGUUUUCAA
Molecule: messenger RNA, 1177 nt
Organism: Tarenaya hassleriana
Lineage: Eukaryota; Viridiplantae; Streptophyta; Magnoliopsida; Brassicales; Cleomaceae
Exons: 1
Coding region: 150-1007 (285 amino acids)
Biological process (GO): protein ubiquitination
Cellular component (GO): cytoplasm
Molecular function (GO): ubiquitin protein ligase activity
Source: RefSeq, a predicted model, not a curated record